CCCUGCGCGGCUCCCAUGGCGACGGGGAGCCGGGCCGCGGCGCCGAGGAGCGAUGCCCGCGGGCAGUGGUACUUUAUGGGAUCUUGCUGUAGCUGAAGUGGAGAAAAGGGAGAAUGCUGAAGGCGAUGGCGAGGGUGCAGAAGUUUCGGAAAAGUCCGUGUUGUUUGUGGGAAGCAAAAAUGGGGGAAAAACUACCAUAAUACUCAGGUGUCUUGACAGGGAAGAGAUUCCAAAACCAACAUUAGCCUUGGAAUAUACUUUUGGAAGAAGAGCAAGGAGACACAAUACACCUAAAGAUAUAGCUCAUUUUUGGGAGCUAGGUGGUGGAACCUCGUUACAGGAACUGAUUCGAGUACCGAUUACUAGCAGCAACAUAAGGGCAUUUGCUAUAGUUCUUGUAUUGGAUCUGUCCAAACCUAACGAACUCUGGACUACUAUGGAAAGUCUUCUGCAGGUCAUCAGGAGCCAUGUGAACAAAAUUUUGACAAAACUGGGUAAGACAAAUCCUGAAGUAGCUGCUGAAAUUAAGCAGAGGAUGUGGAACAAUCUACAGAAGGAUCAUCCAGAUUAUGAAUUAGUUGACCCUUUUCCAUUACCUCUCGUGAUAAUUGGAAGCAAAUAUGAUAUUUUUCAUGAGUUUGACUCUGAAAUGAGGAAAAUCAUAAGCAAGACUCUUCGAUUUGUUUCACAUUAUUAUGGAGCAUCAUUAGUGGGCGUUGAUAAAAGUAAAUCUGUCGCACUGGAUCAUAGCAGACCUCUGUUUAUACCAGCAGGCCUGGAUUCCCUGCACCAAAUAGGACCACCACCUGCCUCUGAAAGUGACCUUGGAAAACUGCAUGCAAACACACCUCUGGAACUGUGGAAAAAAGUAUUUGAGAAAACAUUUCCUCCCAAGAGUUCCUCUGAUUUACAAUAUACCAAGGACCCUGCACAGGAUUUACAAUAUGCCGAGUAUGAAGUUGAUGUCAUGAGAGCCCAGAAAAAUGAGGAACUUGACCAAUACAAGAGGAAUGCCUCUAAAACCUGGAAAGAAAUGGAUUUUGGUCUGGACUGAUGAGCUGCUGUAGCUACCUUCAGU
Tinamus guttatus (white-throated tinamou) is the source of this 1078-nucleotide messenger RNA. NCBI's taxonomy places the organism in Eukaryota, Metazoa, Chordata, Aves, Tinamiformes, Tinamidae. The record is from RefSeq and is a predicted model, not a curated record.